CUUUCCCGCACAAGAACUCAGAAUUGUUUCGCCUGUAUCCCUCAACACCGAUAUCAACUCACAGCCGGCAGGAUGAAGUACAUUCAUUCCCAGGAGCUCCUUGAGAUCCCCGAGGGGGUCAAGGUCAGCAUUAAGUCGCGAAUUGUCACCGUUGAGGGUCCCCGCGGCAAGCUGGUCAAGGAUCUCAGCCACCUGGCUGUCAACUUCACCGUCCCCAAGAAGAACCAGAUCUCCAUCGAGAUUCACCACGGUGUCCGCAAGAAUGUCGCUACCCUCCGAACUGUACGAACCCUCAUCAACAACCUGAUCAUUGGUGUCACCAAGGGCUUCAAGUACAAGAUGCGAUACGUCUACGCCCAUUUCCCCAUCAACGUCAACGUCUCCAAGAACGCCGAGACCGACCUGUACGAGGUUGAGAUCCGAAACUUCAUCGGCGAGAAGCUCGUUCGCCGAAUUGUCAUGCAGCCUGGUGUCGAUGUUGAGGCUUCCACCACCCAGAAGGAUGAGCUCGUCCUCUCUGGUAACUCUCUGGAGAACGUGUCGCAAAGUGCCGCCGAUAUCCAGCAGAUCUGCCGGGUGCGAAACAAGGAUAUCCGAAAGUUCCUUGACGGUCUGUACGUCUCCGAGAAGGGCAACAUUGUCCAGGACGAAUAAGCGCGGGUACGGACACGGAUCUUGUUUCUUUUGCGUUUCUGGGUCUC
This is a messenger RNA of Fusarium oxysporum Fo47, 701 nucleotides long. RefSeq names its product 60S ribosomal protein uL6. Gene Ontology annotation, cellular component: ribosome; cytosolic large ribosomal subunit. Gene Ontology annotation, molecular function: rRNA binding; structural constituent of ribosome. Bases 73 to 654 code for a protein of 193 amino acids. Gene Ontology annotation, biological process: cytoplasmic translation. The record is from RefSeq and is a predicted model, not a curated record. The transcript has 3 exons. Lineage: Eukaryota; Fungi; Ascomycota; Sordariomycetes; Hypocreales; Nectriaceae.